Molecule: messenger RNA, 622 nt
Organism: Alternaria rosae
Lineage: Eukaryota; Fungi; Ascomycota; Dothideomycetes; Pleosporales; Pleosporaceae
Exons: 3
Coding region: 119-622 (167 amino acids)
Biological process (GO): proteolysis
Molecular function (GO): serine-type endopeptidase activity
Source: RefSeq, a predicted model, not a curated record
CUCUUUGUUCCAUAUGAGGCUAUGUUAUUCCUGUUCUGUAGAGUUCCUCAUAUCGCUUUCUAAGGCUUCCUCCCCAAAUUACGACCGAUGAUCACAAUGCCAAUAAGAUGAAGGAAGUAUGAUCGUCGGGCUGCACUAUAUAUUCUUCACUGAUUCGUAUCAGGAUAGCAAUUUCAAGGGUUCUGUAAUCAACAUGUCGUCGGUAGGAAUCGACUUACCUGUACCCAGGAAAGUGAUGCGCGAAGCCAUCGAAGCAGGAAUCCUGGUAGUGACCUCUGCUGGCAAUGAGGGCAAAGAUGGUGGGAGCAAACCCUGUGGCUACCUAGACGUCAUCUACAACUGGCACGCUGGCGUGCUGAUAGACAGUCCGGACAACCACACAAAGCCCAACAUCCUUUUUCAUACUGCCAUGGACCACCUAGAUAGCGAUCCUAGAUUUCCAUACGCUGACUCUGAACCUAACGCGGCUAUUGCUGGAUUGGAAAGCGAGAUAGAUGGCCCAAGGCUUUCCCCGAUUAGAGCACCUGAAGACGCGCCUACCGAGACCGGGCCUGGCGAUCCUAAGUUUGAGUUUCCUGUAUUUAUGUUCUCGCCUCAAGUCGCAGCGCUCGAGGCGGUCUGA